This is a messenger RNA of Bacidia gigantensis, 471 nucleotides long. It is a transcript of the gene COX11, whose product is annotated as Cytochrome c oxidase assembly protein cox11, mitochondrial. Gene Ontology annotation, molecular function: copper ion binding. The coding region runs from base 1 to 471 and encodes 156 amino acids. NCBI's taxonomy places the organism in Eukaryota, Fungi, Ascomycota, Lecanoromycetes, Lecanorales, Ramalinaceae. The transcript is spliced from 2 exons. Gene Ontology annotation, cellular component: mitochondrial inner membrane. The record is from RefSeq and is a predicted model, not a curated record.
AUGAUCUGCCAGCAAAUGGGCUGGGGUGGUCAGCCUAUCAAAUCCAUACAUGGUCAGGACGAAGACCACACAGCCCGUGUCACACCCGUCACAGACUCUCGCCGCCUCCGCAUCACAUUCAAUGGCUCCGUAUCAGACGUUCUACCCUGGAAGUUCACGCCCCAGCAGCGCGAAGUCCGGGUGCUCCCUGGUGAAACUGCGCUUGCUUUCUACACCGCCACCAAUAGGAGUAGUGACGAUAUCAUUGGGAUUGCUACGUACAGCGUGACCCCUGCGCAGGUGGCUCCGUACUUCAGCAAGAUACAGUGCUUUUGCUUUGAGGAGCAGCGGCUGAAUGCGGGCGAGACUGUGGAUAUGCCAGUAUUCUUCUAUAUUGAUCCGGAUUUCAUCAAUGACCCGAAUAUGACGAGGAUUGAUACUAUCACUUUGUCAUACACUUUCUUCAGUACGUCGAAAGUUCAGUUUCUCUGA